Acipenser ruthenus (sterlet) is the source of this 2020-nucleotide messenger RNA. Its product is annotated as C1q-related factor-like. Bases 401 to 1174 code for a protein of 257 amino acids. Lineage: Eukaryota; Metazoa; Chordata; Actinopteri; Acipenseriformes; Acipenseridae. The record is from RefSeq and is a predicted model, not a curated record. The transcript is spliced from 2 exons. Gene Ontology annotation, molecular function: protein binding.
CCUCCUCCUCCUGCUUCCUCUUAUUCUGCCUUCUUGUCAGAGGGAAGACACGAGUCCUCUUCAUUUCCAUGUGCUUCUAUGCAAGCACACAGCCUGGAGGCACUAUAGCUGCUGCUAUAUAAAAAGGCUGCUUGCGCAUCAAUCAACACACAACCGGGUGUGUGAAUCCGUGAGCAUCCGCUGUGUUUCUUCUGCGUCUCCAAGUUUCUGCCUUGUGCUGGUGUUACUCCCUACGCUUCCUACUCAUCUUUUUCCUCUCUUUUUUUAUCCCCUUCACUGGAGAGAGGCCCCCCACCCAGCAGGCACCAUUUCUUCACCGGGGAGACCAGCGUUGGCAGUGCAGCCUCUUCCAAGGCUCAGCAUUGGGAGGAAGACCCUGGUGGCGGCAGCCGUGGGUGUCAUGCUGGUCCUGGUGCUUGUCAUCCUGAUCCCGGUGUUGGUGAGCUCUGUGGGCACAGACGGGAGCCACUAUGAGAUGUUGGGCACCUGCCGCAUGGUCUGUGACCCUUACCUGGGGAAAGGCACCACGACUAGUGCCAGCAUCCGGGCAGAAGCUGAGGUUCUGAGUGACAGUAUAGUGCCACCGCUCUCCACCCUCGUUCAGGGGCCCCAGGGCAAGCCUGGACGACCUGGCAAGCCUGGCUCCCCAGGGCCUCCAGGAGAGCCAGGGCCCCCAGGUCCAAUUGGCCCCCCUGGAGAAAGGGGGGAUUCAGGGAAAACUGGCAUCCUGGGUUUGGGGGGCAAUGGUGCAAUCAGCACAGCCACCUACAGCACUAUUCCGAGGGUCGCUUUCUACGCUGGGCUCAAGAACCCCCACGAGGGGUACGAGAUCCUCAAAUACGACGACGUGGUCACCAAUCUGGGAAACAGCUACGACGGCACCUCCGGCAAGUUUAUCUGCAACAUCCCUGGCACUUACUUCUUCAUCUACCACGUCCUGAUGCGGGGUGGAGAUGGCACCAGCAUGUGGGCGGACCUUUGCAAGAAUGGCCAGGUCCGUGCCAGUGCCAUCGCCCAGGACGCGGAUCAGAAUUACGACUACGCCAGCAACAGUGUGAUCCUUCACCUGGAGGCGGGCGACGAGGUCUUCAUCAAGCUGGACGGAGGCAAGGCGCAUGGCGGGAACAACAACAAAUACAGCACGUUCUCGGGGUUCAUCAUCUACGCAGACUGAGGGGCACACGGGCUGCCCUUCCUCCCUCUAGCUCUCGUUCGUACGCUCGCUCACUCACUUGCUCGCUCGCUCACUCUUUCUCUUGUCGUGGGUUGCAGGGGGGGGGGGGGGGCUCAAACUGGCACGGACGCCAGCGACAGACUUUCACAGGGAACUAUUUCCAGGUGGCUGGCACGCAUAGGCCCGGACUUUCUCUCUCUAGGGCAAAAUCAGCAGGAGUAGAAGGCAGCCUCCUGGAAAGACAUGGCCUUUUUGACUCUGCAGUACCCCCACUCCCUUCCACCCAUCACAGGGCUGUGCAAUAUCAACAAACAGGACUGGAAUCAUGCUAUUGCUACUAAAUAAGCAUCAGCUAAAAGAUCUGGUUGAAAUCUUUCCCCCUUUCAUAUGUGAUGGUUCCUGAUGGGUUGCAACAUUUAAAAUUGAAACUGAAAAUGUGUUCAUGGCUGUUUCGUCAAUGCAAUGUAUGCAUAGCUCACAGUGUCCCCUGGUUAUUGAAUGUUGUAACUGCAGAUCUGAAAAGGGACCUGUCAAUCCCAAAUCAUCUGUACAUCUUUACUACUAAAAGAGAAAAGCUACUUGUUAGCAUCCCUGUCUGUCUGCUUUGUAUUGUGUCUUGAGUCUAAAUGGGUAUGUAGUGCAUCUGAGGGCAGGAACUGUGGUUUCAUUGGUGCACAGGAUUUUUGAAUAUGACAGAUACUGUUUUUGACAUAUAGUGGCAAUCAUUCUAUAUUAUAUAUAUUAUAAGAUUGUUUUUCAAUUUCCUUCCUUCAUUUUUUUUUUGGUUUGUUUGCUCUGAAACAACACUAUUUAAUAUGCUAAUGUAAGAAUAAAGUUUGUUUGAUU